AAAAAAAACGCGUUCGGGAGAAAAAUAACAGAAGUCUCUCUCGGGGGGGAAGCUCGUCCUUCUCCAGCCCGAGAACGGAGCCUCCGAGCGGGGAUGGAAGCAGCGGUGUAGCCCCGGUGGUGAUGCCUUUAGUUGUAGGAUUUCCCACAGCACCUCCAACGCAGCAGCAGGUUGGUUUCCGUAGCAACGGCUGACAACAGAGGAGAAGAAGAUGGUUCACAUCACGGAGGACAUGAUUCGCCGUCGCGCCGAGCACAACGAGUGUGAGAUCUUCUCCCUGGAGGAGGUUUCUCUGCACCAGCAGGACAUCGAGAGGAUCGAACACAUCGACAGGUGGUGCCGAGACCUGAGGAUCCUCUACCUGCAGAACAACCUCAUCCCCAGGAUAGAGAAUCUGGGACGCCUGAAGAAGCUGGAGUAUCUGAAUCUUGCCUUGAACAACGUUGAAGUCAUUGAAAACCUUGAAGGCUGCGAGAGCCUCCAGAAGCUGGAUCUGACGGUGAACUUCGUGGGUCGUCUGAGCAGCGUCGAGUCCCUGAAGCAGAACGUCCGCCUCCGAGAACUGUUCCUGGUGGGGAACCCGUGCACCGAGUACGACGGAUACCGACGCUACGUGGUGGCAGCUCUGCCUCAGCUCCAGUGUUUGGACGGGACCGAGAUCAGUCGGUCUGAGAGGAUCCGAGCGUCUCAGGGUCUGGAGGAGACGAGGAGACGAGUCGGGGAGCAGGAGAGGAGUUACCUGAGGAGGAGAGAGGAGGAGAAGGAGGAGGCGCAGAGGAAAGGAAGCAAGGAGAGGAGGACGGGGUUGGACGGACGCUGUUUCACAGACAUCAGCAACACAACGACUUCACCGUCAGAGGAGAACCAGGGGAACCAGGAGAACCAGGAGAACCAGGAGAACCUGGACGAGGACCAACGGGAGAAGGAGUUCUGGCAGACGCCGUGUGCUUUCACCCCCGAGUCUCGUCUGGAGGCUCAUCGCCACCUGGAGGAGAAGAGGAGGGCGAAGGAGGAGAAGGAGAAGCAGAAGACGAUGACGAAGAAGAAGAAUCCACCGAGGACGCUGAUCACCGCCGACGGGCGAGUCAUGAACGUCAACGAGCCCAAGCUGGACUUCUCUCUGACAGAAGAUGAAGACAACAACACGAUUGUCUUGGACCUGGCAGUGUUCAGACACAUGGACACCUCUCUGAUGGACGUGGACGUUCAGCCGACGUACGCCAGAGUCAGCGUCAAAGGAAAGAUGUUUCAGAUAGUUCUGCCGGCUGAAGUGAAGCCGGACAGUUCGACAGCUCAGAGGUCCCAAACCACCGGACACCUGGUCCUGACGAUGCCCCGGGCUGAAGGUGAAAUCAAAGUGAUGAAGUCCGUCCCACGUCCACACAGAGCGAGAGAAAUCAGACGCAGCAGCUCGUCGGAGGACAAUAAAAGAGACGAUCGUGUCCCUGAGAAGCUGGAGGUCGACCCCGGGAAGCGUCGCACUGUCGACUUCACCAACAUCGUGACGCACCAGGGCAGCAGAGGACGUCCACUGGAGACGCCCAGACCUGGUUCACCAGACACAGGUGUCCUCUCUGAAGGGUUCGUGGACGACCCCGACGUCCCCCCACUCAUGUAAAAGACACUACGCAGAUGAACAAUGAAUGAGCGGGUUCAACCAGUCGUGUUUACAGGGAAGGAGACUGAAUCAGACCUAAACUGACCUUUACAUGGAUGUUUCUUACUCUCACUCCCUCAGUGAGUCUGGAAAUACUGAGAACUCAGUGUGAGUUUGUAACUUAUAUCAUUUUCCAUCAUUACAUUGUCUUAUUUGUUAUUCAACUUAAUCUCUUAUGUGUAUAUGAAAUGGUACAAACCAAUAUAUUAGACAAAUAGACGUAGAUGUAUCAAUAACAAUAAAUAACAUAAAUGGAUAAAUAAAACUCAUCUUGGGUUAUA
Molecule: messenger RNA, 1938 nt
Organism: Mugil cephalus (flathead mullet)
Lineage: Eukaryota; Metazoa; Chordata; Actinopteri; Mugiliformes; Mugilidae
Gene: dnaaf11
Product: dynein axonemal assembly factor 11
Exons: 13
Coding region: 212-1618 (468 amino acids)
Biological process (GO): outer dynein arm assembly
Cellular component (GO): cytoplasm
Molecular function (GO): protein binding
Source: RefSeq, a predicted model, not a curated record